GAGGGCACUUGUUGGGAUGAGCACUGGGUGUUGUAUGUAAGUGAUGAAUCGCUGAGUUCUACUCCUGAAACCAAUAUUGCAGUGUAUGUUAACUAGUUAAAAUUUAAAAAAGAAAAAAAAAGGCAGAAAUCAAAAUGUUUUGAGAAGCAUUGGCCACCUGGCCCCUGAAGUCUGUGACCAUCCGAAAUUGACUUUCAUGGGGUUUAUUCAUUCCAGGAACCCUUGGCACGUCCUGUUUGAGAGUGUUUCUCAAUUGUUGCUUCUGAUAUCUCAGUGCUAUGGGAAGCAAGUGUCUGCCCCUGCUCUCAGGUCUCACUGUCCUGCUGGCUCUGUCAGGAUCACAUGUCAAAAAUUCUGAAGGUCUCUGUCCCAAGUGCCCUGAAAAUGCCAGCUGCUCCAACAGUACCCACUGUGCUUGUAAAGAUGGAUUUCAGUCCGUGUCUGGGAGGAAGUACAUUGAGCCCCAUGAGAAGUGUGAAGAUAUCGAUGAGUGUGAGACUGGUCUGGCAAAGUGCAAGAAGAAAUCCUACUGCAGAAAUGAAAUUGGAAGUUACUACUGCAGCUGUGUCCCAAAUUCUGUCUUCAACUUUGUGGCUGGCUUAUUUAAAUUAGAUUAUAAACAGUGUUAUGAGGACACUGGUGAGGAGAUACAGGUAUCAAGGGACAUUCAGGAAAUUCUGAUGAACAAUGGAAGCAAAAGUCACAUUGCAAAAGUGGCGACCCAAGUACUUCAAGACAUGGAACUGAUCGUAUGGACUGAGACUUUAGCUUUUCCAGGAAAGUAUGAGAAUUCUACGUUUGGUAUAGUUUAUGAAACCAAGAGGUGCAAUGACACAAGUGAGAAGACUCUUCUGGAGGCUGGAAAUAACACUAUGGAUAUCAACUGUACUGAUGCUUUCAAAGGAACCAUAGGAGAUAGAAGUGCAGUUGCACUUAUCACUUAUCAAUCUCUUGGGGAUAUUCUGAAUGGAUCUUUUUUUAAUGAUGGAAGAGGGACACAGGAAGUGAAACUGAACUCUCGUGUCACAAGUGGCACCAUUGGUAUGAAGGAAAAAGUAUAUCUCUCUGAACCUGUGUUCCUGACCUUCCAAAAUAUACAGCCUGGUGGUGCAAGAGCAAAAUAUUUCUGUGUCUCCUGGGAUGCAUCAGAGGAGGGGGGUGCCUGGUCAACGGAGGGCUGCUCUCAUGUGGGCAGCAACGAUUCACACACCCGAUGCAAAUGCUUCCACCUUUCCAGCUUUGCUGUUCUCAUGGCUCUUGUUCCCAAGGUGGAUCCUGUGCUGACUAUGAUCACCUAUGUGGGGCUGAGCCUCUCUCUGCUGUGCCUCCUCCUGGCAGCCCUCACCUUCCUCCUGUGCCAACCCAUCCAGAACACCAGCACUUUCCUCCACCUGCAGCUUUCCAUUUGUCUCUUCCUGGCCCAUCUGCUCUUCCUAACAGGGAUUGACCAAACUAAGCCUGAGGUGCUGUGUUCCAUCAUCGCUGGUGUGCUGCACUACCUCUACCUGGCCUCCUUCACCUGGAUGCUCCUUGAAGGGCUACAGCUUUUCCUAACCGUCAGAAACCUCAAGGUGGCCAAUUACACCAGUGCAGGCAAAUUCAAGAAGAGGUUCAUGUGCCCUUUUGGCUAUGGGGUUCCAGCUCUGAUUGUGGCUGUGUCUGCAAUAGUAGGACCCCAAAAUUAUGGAACAUAUGAUCGCUGCUGGCUCAAGCAUGAAAAAGCGUUCAUCUGGAGUUUUAUGGGACCAGUGGCAGUCAUUAUCUUGAUAAACUUGGUGCUCUACUUUCAAAUCCUGUGGAUUUUGAGAAGUAAACUUUCCUCCCUCAACAAAGAAGUUUCUACCAUUCAGGAUACCAGAGUCAUGACAUUUAAAGCCAUUGCUCAGCUAUUUAUACUGGGCUGUUCUUGGGGCCUUGGCUAUUUUAUGGUUGAAGAGUUCGGGAAGGUGAUCGGAUCAGUCAUUGCCUACACAUUCACCAUCAUCAAUGUCCUGCAGGGGGUUUUGCUCUUUGUGGUACACUGUCUCCUUAAUCGCCAGGUGCGAAUGGAAUACAAGAAGUGGUUUAGUGGGAUCUGGAAAGCGAUUGAGACUGAAAGCUUUGACGUAUCUCGCUCUACGAUCCAAACCAAAAUGGUGCUGUGUUCCAUCAUCGCUGGUGUGCUGCACUACCUCUACCUGGCCUCCUUCACCUGGAUGCUCUUUGAAGGGCUACAGCUUUUCCUAACUGUCAGAAACCUCAAGGUGGCCAACUACAUCAUUACGGGGAAGUUCAAGAAGUUCAUGUAUCCUUUUGGCUACGGGGUCCCAGCUCUGAUUGUAGCUGUGUCUACAGGUGUUGGACACAGCAGUUAUGGGAUACAUACUAAGUAACCACGGUGUCUUUGUCAUGAGGAAGUAAUAAUAUAUGUAUGAACUCCCAUGUAUUGGACAUCUACUACCUGCUCUGUUGUAGGUGCUGUGGGCACCCCAGGAAACAAAGCAGACAAUAAGCAAAUAGACAUGGAAUAUGAUGUUGGGCUACAGUAGGUGCCACCACAGAGAGGCAAACUAGGGAAAUGGGAAUAUAUGUGAGCUAAUAAUUUUAAAUAGUGUGGUCAGGGAAACCACUGAGAGGUAAACUUUGUAUGUCAUAUGUUAUUUGACUUUUUAGAUGUCUUACUGUAUUAAUUUCCUAUUGCUGUGCUAACAAGUUAGCUCAAACUUGGUGACUUAAAACAAUGCAAGUUUAUUAUCUUAUUUUGAAUUCUGUAGAUCAGAAGUCCAACCGGGUAUCACUUAGCUAAAAUCAAGGUGCCAGCAAAGUGCAUUCCUUCUUGAGGUUCUAGGGGCUUUUCCAGCUUCUGGGGGCCACCCACAUUCUUCAGCUUAUGCCCCCCAUCCUCUAUCUUCAGGGCCAGCAACAUUGCAUGUCUCUGACCAUCCUUCACAUCUCUUUCUGACUUUCUUCUGUCUCCCCUUUCCCCUUGUAAGAACACUUGUGAUUACAUUGGAUCCACUCAGGUAACCCAGGAUAAUCUCCCCCAUUCCAAAAUCCUUAUGUUCAAUUAUAUCUGCAGAGUCCCUUUUGUGUCACAAAGUAGAAAUUCACAAGUUCUGAGCAUGAGAACAUGGAUAUUUUGGGGGUGGAGAGAGGCUCACAUUAUCCUAUCACACCUACAAAUUGACCUUCUUUUUUAAUUUCUUCUAUCUUGCAAAAUUAAAUUUAGUAACAAGUGGGCAAUCCUGGGUUUAAGGUGUUGAUAACGUUUGGAAAAGGAAUAACGCACAAGAGUAUCCAUUGAACUAAUGAGUGAACAACUUCCUUUUGAAAUACAACUUGAAAAGGCACUGUCAUUUAUGGAUAAAAAUUGGAGUUGAAAGUAAAUAUUUUUGUUACCGAAAGCCAAAUAUACAUUUAUCCUAUUUUUGGUCCAUUCCAGUGGUUUUCAACUAGGAGUGAUUUCAUGCCCCACAGGGGACAUUCAGCAGUGUCUGGAGACCUUUUUGGUUGUCACCACUUGAGGGAGGGGGUGGCCAGAGAUGCUGUUAAAUGUUUUGUGAUGCACAGGCCAAACGCACAGUGAAGAACCACGGGCCCAAAAUGCCAGUAGAGCCAAGGCAGGGGAGCUCUGGUCUAUUCAAAGCCCCUGCUCUGAGUUUGUAACUGAAUUCUGAUAGCGGAAGGACAUGGUGGCAUUCAUUGAGUCCUCUAUGCUUAACUGAAUGUCCAGGGUUACAAUGCCCAGAAGGUAAGUCUUCCAUGAAUGCUAAUCAUUGUUAAUUUUUUCUCAGUGUUUAUGGUUGUCACCUAUUAUAUUAUUUGUUUCCCCCUGACCCAGUUGCUGUACCCAUUUUUCCCCCAAUGUUUUAGUUUAGGGAAAGGUUUUUUAAGUGCAUUUUCUUCUUUUUAUGAAGAUCCGAAAAGUUGUUUAUUCUCUUUUUCAGCUGCUGGAUCAGCUUCCUUUGAGCCUCAUGGGGCCUGUUUUUGUUAUUAUUUUGAGUCCUUGAACUUAAGGCAGAACAUGCCAAGAGAUUGUAGACCCUUUUCUUGUGGAAAGAGUCACAUCUGAGUUGAAACUGAGACAUCACAUGAAAUAAAGUUUCUGAUGUUUAUCUUGCCUGCACCACUGAUGAUGUGGCUUUUUCAAAAAUAUUUGGCCAAAUCAACUUGUCCUUCUAUUUGACCACCCUAUGGAUUUUAAAAGACCAACUUAAGUCCCUCAACAAUGAAGUAUCCGGGAUGCAGAACACAAGGAUGCUGACGUUCAAAGCCGUUGCUCAGGUUUUCAUUCUGGGCUCUUCUUGGGGCCUUGGCUUCUUUCUGGUGAAAGGAGUGCUGGACCCUGUCAGGUUGGUGAUGACCUUCACCAUCAUCAGCAUCCUCCAGGGCGUCCAUGUCUACUUGGUCCACUGCCUUCUGAAUCACAAGGUAACACUACCUGCUGCUGCUAAAGUGGUAGUCUCUCCCUGUCUGCCAGAGAUUACUCUCACUGCUCUCUUCAGAAGCAGGCAAAGGAAGCUGACCACGGAAUGGGGCAGUGAGGGGGAGGAAUACAGAAUACUCGUCGUGUCUGUGGGCCACCCAGUGACUCCUGAGUGGACUUCUUGAUGGUUUCCACAACACAGUCUCCUGGACUAUGGCUAAAAGGGACUGCAGCAAGUUAAUGGGCCACUGCAAGGACCACAGCUGGGACCACAGUAUGUCUGUCUGUUACCCGAUGCAAAG
This is a messenger RNA of Acinonyx jubatus (cheetah), 4707 nucleotides long. RefSeq names its product putative adhesion G protein-coupled receptor E4P. The record is from RefSeq and is a predicted model, not a curated record. Gene Ontology annotation, biological process: cell surface receptor signaling pathway; adenylate cyclase-activating G protein-coupled receptor signaling pathway. Lineage: Eukaryota; Metazoa; Chordata; Mammalia; Carnivora; Felidae. Gene Ontology annotation, cellular component: membrane. Bases 279 to 2372 code for a protein of 697 amino acids. The transcript has 21 exons. Gene Ontology annotation, molecular function: calcium ion binding; G protein-coupled receptor activity.